AUGGGAUAUCGCCUCUUUAGGGAUCUGGGCAUCGGCAUGCAGUUACGCGCAAUCUUUGGUGAGUUAGCCAACGUAGACGAUGAUAAUGAUGAUUUUGAGGGGGAGGAUUCAGCAGAGGAUAGUUAUGAGAGUGGGGGGGACGAUGUGGCUGAGGAGGAUGACACAUCCUCGUUUUCCUCGUAUGAGAGGAGGGAUAUACGGAUUGGAGAUACCUCAGUACUGAACCCCAUUGGUCGUACUGUUGAUCAGACUCUAGUUCACCCUACCCGGGGGGGGGGAGGGAAGACCCUUGUUGGAUUAUCGGCCCUGAAUUCAGCUUACACUCCUGGUGGUUCCAGUGUUCGUCCUGGUCUACAGUACUCUUGGCGAGGUCGAGUACUACUCUUGGCGAGGUCGAGUACUACUCUUCAAGAUGCAUCGUCAUCAGUACGUACUAGCAGACGGUCUAAGGUUUCUACCGAAGAAAUUGAUGAUUGGGUUGUGACAGACGACGUACCUGGCGGGCCAUGUGAUGGGUCAGUGAUUCCUAGUUUUCUUGGACACACUGCUUAUCAGUUGUGGAAUGGAGAACCACGAGAUUACCUUACCAUUAAGCCAGCGAAGAAGAGUUUAUCUAGAUUGCAUGGAUGGUAUGCGAGGUUGCCGGAGAACGCACAGUUGCAGAUUCAGCAUAACGGUGAGAUUUUGAAGAUGCAGGUCGCAGGAUUGCUUGGGAUGUCGUUGGCUGAGUUAAAGCGUCCAUGGAGCUACGGAGGUGUGAGCGACAUAUUGAUUGAGGAGUGUUGUCGUAGGGUCCUCCCCGCUGUUCAGGUGCAAGCUUGGGUGUGGAUCUUGUUAGCCUCGACACUCUUCCUUGACAGGAGUGGGGGCAGGAUCAGUGCUUCGCUUAUGACAGAGCUGCACGGAGGUAUUGACAAUAUUGGAGAGUACUCCUGA
Messenger RNA from Oldenlandia corymbosa var. corymbosa, 936 nucleotides. Lineage: Eukaryota; Viridiplantae; Streptophyta; Magnoliopsida; Gentianales; Rubiaceae. The record is from the annotation of a GenBank genome assembly.